This is a messenger RNA of Mus pahari (shrew mouse), 3421 nucleotides long. RefSeq names its product ventricular zone expressed PH domain containing 1 (gene Veph1). Gene Ontology annotation, molecular function: phosphatidylinositol-5-phosphate binding. Gene Ontology annotation, cellular component: plasma membrane. Gene Ontology annotation, biological process: regulation of signal transduction. NCBI's taxonomy places the organism in Eukaryota, Metazoa, Chordata, Mammalia, Rodentia, Muridae. The record is from RefSeq and is a predicted model, not a curated record. The transcript is spliced from 14 exons. Bases 351 to 2954 code for a protein of 867 amino acids.
CUGCUGUAAGUCUUCAGAGGAAGUCAGGGAACCGGUGCCAAUUGUUAGAUCUAAAACAGAAGUUUGGAAAGGGGAGGAAAGUUACUCAUUCGCCUGAUACCACACGGUGAGUCCACCGGAGGGACUCAGGCGCAGCGCUGCAUGACAAGCUCACAGCGACGUGCCAGCAGCCACCGACAGGACCCAGGACCGGCAGCCGCUGCAGGGCUGCCUCUGAGCAUGGUCCUGGGUCCCAGCUGAAGUGUUCCAAGGGAUCAAGCAUUUGCCUUCUGUUGCCUGCACCUGCCAGUGUCCCGUGCUAGGAGAGACUGCCAAAGGAGACCUUAGAGCCUGCAGAACCAUGGCUCUUCAUGGAAUAUGAAGUGUACCAACUGCUACAUGGUUUUCCAUCUCUAACCCUGAUAACUGACCAUGGCCUUGGAUUCACAGAAAGCCAACUGAUCCACCUCACAAUGCAUCAACUUUUCAGAUUGGUUUUGGGACAAAAAGAUCUUUCAAAAGCUGGGGACCUCUUCUCUUUAGAUGAUGCUGAGAUUGAAGACAGCCUGACAGAAGCUUUGGAGCAGAUUAAAGUAAUUAGCUCAUCUUUGGAUUACCAAACUAAUAACAAUGACCAGGCGGUGGUUGAAAUCUGUAUCACAAGGAUUACAACAGCCAUCAGAGAGACAGAAUCCAUUGAAAAGCAUGCCAGAGCCCUGGUGGGACUGUGGGAUUCCUGCUUGGAACACAACCUGAGACCUGCAGGGAAAGACGAAGAUACUCCACAUGCAAAAAUCGCAUCUGAUAUCAUGAGUUGCAUCUUACAGAAUUACAACCGGACCCCUGUGAUGGUCUUAGCUGUCCCCAUCGCAGUGAAAUUCCUCCACAGAGGCAGCAAGGAGCUGUGUAGAAACAUGUCCAACUACCUGUCCCUGGCUGCCAUCACCAAGGCUGAUCUGCUGGCUGACCACACUGAAGGGAUAAUAAAGAGCAUACUUCAAGGCAACGCCAUGCUGUUAAGAGUGUUACCUGCUGUGUAUGAAAAGCAGCCCCAACCAAUCAACAGACACCUGGCAGAACUCCUGGCCUUGAUGUCUCAAUUGGAGCAGACAGAACAGUACCAUCUACUACGACUUCUGCACGUAGCCGCAAAGAGAAAAGAUGUGGAGGUAGCUCAGAAAUGUGUUCCUUUCCUGAUCAGAAAUUUGAAGGAUUCAACCUAUAAUGACAUCAUCCUAAACAUUCUCAUAGAAAUAGCGGGCCAUGAGCCACUGGCCUUGAACAGUUUCCUCCCGAUGCUGAAAGAGAUUGCAGAGCAAUUCCCCUACCUCACUGGACAGAUGGCAAGGAUCUUUGGUGCUGUUGGUCAUGUGGAUGAAGAGCGAGCCAGGAGCUGCCUACGAUACCUGGUGAGCCAGUUGGCUAACAUGGAGCAUCCAUUCCACCAUAUUCUCCUGCUGGAAAUUAAGAGUAUCACAGAUGCCUUCUCCUCCAUCCUGGGCCCGCACAGCAGGGACAUCUUCCGAAUGAGCAACAGCUUCACCAACAUUGCCAAGCUGCUUUCCCGACAACUGGAAAACAGCAAGGCUUACAGUGGCAGGAGAAAAACCAGCACUGAAAUUAGCAUUCCUGAGAAACUGAGAGAACUCAAGACCAUGGAGCCUGAAAGUGAAGACCAUGAAAAACUCCAAGUUAAAAUCCAAGCCUUUGAAGACAAAAUAAAUGCUGAGAGCACUACCCCGGGCUCUGGCCGGAGAUACAGCUUAGACCACAUCUCUAAGGAAGAACGAAAAAGCAUUAGAUUUAGCAGGUCCAGAAGUCUGGCUUUGAAUACUGUGCUCACAAACGGUGUGAGUGUGGAAGAUAACGAAAUUGAAGAAAAAGCCGGAAUGCAUCCCAGCAUCUCUCUUUCACAAGUAGACCCACUCAGCCAUGGAAUUGGCAAGUUUCCCUUUAAGACAGACACCCAUGGAUCACCGCUGAGAAAUUCUUCAGCUUCACACCCAAGUAUUAUACACAUUGAACCAGAGAAUAUGCCCGAAACUUUUAAAGAAAACAUCCAAGAAGAAAUUCCAGAGGCAGCUACAAGUCCUGUUGAAUACCAAGAUAAGCUCUACUUGCAUUUAAGGGAAAACCUCAGCAAAGUGAAGGCAUAUGCCUUGGAAAUCACAAAAAAGGUCCCAGUCCCGGACCAGUGCACCAUUGAAGAUACUAUGAGAAGCUGCGUGGCAAAGCUGUUCUUUACCUGUUCUUUAAAGGGUCAUUACUGCCUAUACAGCAAGUCCAGUUUCACCCUUGUCAGCCAAGCACCCCAGCCGUGGAUCCAGAUCAUGUUUCUCUCCCAACAGAGCCUGUUUCCUGAGCCUCUGUCCAUUCAGAGUGGGUCUGUGCAGUUCCUCAAAGCCCUAUGGGAGAAGACGCAGGACAAAGGAACCCACAGCUUUGAGGUCGCCAUGACAGAGUCCACAUUUCCACAGCAGAAGGAUCUGGACCAGCUUCAGCUCCAUCUGGAAGAAGUGCGGUUCUUUGAUGUGUUUGGCUUCAGUGAAACAGCGGGGGCAUGGCAAUGCUUCAUGUGCAACAACCCUGAAAAGGCAACUGUUGUAAAUCAAGAUGGCCAGCCUCUCAUUGAAGGAAAACUUAAGGAGAAACAAGUGAGGUGGAAGUUCAUCAAGAGGUGGAAAACGCGUUAUUUUACACUGGCGGGAAACCAACUUCUAUUUCAAAAGGGGAAAUCUAAGGAUGACCCUGAUGGUUCCCCGAUAGAACUCAGCAAAGUACAGAGUGUGAAAGCUGUGGCUAAGAAACGCAGGGACCGCUCUCUCCCUCGGGCGUUUGAAAUCUUCACAGACAAUAAGACCUACGUUUUCAAAGCCAAGGAUGAGAAGAACGCAGAGGAAUGGCUGCAGUGCAUCAACGUGGCGCUGGCCCAAGCAAAGGAGAGGGAGAGCCGAGAAGUAACCACAUAUCUGUAGGGAUUCGCACACCCGCUCUUAUGGCCAUGCAAGAUAGGCAUUGCCAGUGUCAACAAAGAGGAACCCACCAUGGCGCUAUUGGGUUUCACUAAAUACCAGGGAAACCAUUAUCCCCAAGGAGAACCUAAAAUAUCAGGGUUCUCAGUAAACCCCAAGCCCUCGCAGCUCUGGUAUUAACUCCAAGAUUUCGGCCUGAAAUACGUGAGAUAGAGAAGCCACAGAGUUCAUAGUGGAGCAUGUGGGCCAGGAAGGGUACCGAAUAAAAGAACUUCUGUAGCUAUGUGAUUUAUGACUGUAAGAAAACAGUGAGUGGGACCAGCAAAGAAGGCUCAGCAGGUAAAGGGCACUUGCUGCCAAGCCAGACUGCCUGAGUUCUAGCCCCAUAACUGACUUGGUGGACAGAGAACCAACUCUUGGCGGUUAUCCUCUGUUCUCUGCAUGCCAUGGCACAUCUAUUCCCCCAGUUU